GAAGUUUACAAAGCAAGUGGAAAACAAUAAGUUCCCGUAGGCUUUUGAUUAUAUAUAGCAUAUUUCUUUCGUAAACUAUUCAACUAAUUAAAUGCUUCUGCCCACAUCUGUUGACCAUCUUACUUGAAAGGAACUAUGUCGUGUGGUCGAUGUUUCUUUACGCUCUGUACAGUGACGGACGCUAACUCCUCAAUAUCAACAUGCGCCAUUGGAAUCUAACGUAGACCAUUCGGUGGGUGGCGCCUUCUCUCAUUUUGUUUUUGCUAGAUAGGUAAAAGCCUUUUCUUGUCUGUAGUAAGCGUCCAGUACAUUUUGAAACAAUGGAAACGAUUUUAGAGCAACUGCGUCGUUAUCACGAAGAGAAAGAAAGGCUAAUGGAUGCUAAAACAAAAGAAAUGUUACACAAGAAGUCCACGCUACGGGAACAGAUUAACUCUGACCAUCGAACAAGAGCAAUGUUGGAUAGGUAUAUGGAUGUGAGUGCUAAUCUCAGAGACUCCUAUGAAGACAAAGAUGGAAUGAGGAGGGAUGAACUUAGUGCCAUUUCGGGACCAAAUGAGUUUGCAGAGUUCUACAACAGACUGAAGCAAAUAAAGGAGUUUCACAGAAAGCACCCCAAUGAGAUUUCCAUUCCCAUGUCUGCAGAGUUUGAGGAGCUGAUGAAGGCCAGAGACAACCCCAGCGAGGAGGCUCAGAACCUGGUGGAGUUCACUGAUGAGGAAGGAUACGGCCGGUACCUGGAUCUCCAUGACUGCUACCUGAAGUACAUCAACUUGAAGGGAGUUGAGAAACCCGAGUACAUCACUUACCUGUCUUCAUUCGACCAGCUGUUUGACAUCCCCAAGGACAGGAAAAAUGCUGAAUACAAAAAGUAUUUGGAGAUGCUUCUGGAGUACCUGCAGGACUACACAGACAGGGUCAAACCUCUGCUGGACCAGAACGAGCUGUACGGCAAAGUGCUGUCAGACUUUGAGAAAAAGUGGGAGAACGGGACCUUUCCAGGCUGGCCUAAAGAGACGAGCAGUGCUCUGACCCAUGCUGGAGCUCACCUGGACCUUUCUGCUUUCUCUUCUUGGGAGGAGUUGGCCUCUUUGGGUCUGGACAGACUUAAGUCUGCUCUGAUGGCAUUGGGACUGAAGUGUGGCGGGACUCUGGAGGAGAGAGCUCAAAGACUCUUCAGCACUAAAGGCAAAUCCCUGGAAUCACUGGACCCUUCACUGUUUGCCAAGAAUCUUAAAGUCAAAGGCCCUAAAAAAGAUGUAGAACGUAACAAAGAAAUUGCCUUCCUGGAAGCUCAAGUCUAUGAAUAUGUGGAGAUCCUUGGGGAGCAGAGGCAGCUGACUCAUGAGAAUGUGCAGAGGAAGCAGGCAAGGACCGGAGAGGAGCGUGAGGAAGAGGAGGAGGAGCAGCUCAGCGAGAGCGAGAGUGAAGAUGAAGACAACGAGAUCAUCUACAACCCCAAGAACCUGCCGCUGGGCUGGGACGGCAAGCCAAUUCCAUACUGGCUCUAUAAACUCCACGGACUGAACAUCAACUACAACUGUGAGAUCUGUGGGAACUACACUUACAGGGGACCCAAGGCCUUCCAGAGACACUUUGCGGAAUGGAGGCACGCCCAUGGAAUGCGCUGUCUUGGAAUCCCCAACACUGCUCACUUUGCCAACGUCACACAGAUCGAGGAUGCCGUCUCUCUGUGGGCAAAACUGAAGUCCCAGAAGGCUUCAGAGCGCUGGCAGCCAGACACAGAGGAAGAGUACGAGGAUUCGAGUGGAAAUGUGGUCAAUAAGAAGACUUACGAGGAUCUGAAGAGACAAGGCUUGUUGUAGAUUGAAGAUCACAUUUUCAGUAUUUUGUCACUCAUUUCUAUGUUUCUUCUUAUUUGUAAGUAGUGAUGUUUGACACACUGUGUCCUUCCUUCUGUUCCUUGCUUUGAUAAUGUUGAAAUGUGGUAACCAUUGAUCAUUAUAAUAAACUCAAACAUAUUAACACAGUCACAUAUGUGUUUCCGUUUGCUGUGCGGGCAAAACGGUUUAUUAGGAGCAUUGUUCAGACUUUACAGUGGCUGUGCAGAAACAGACCUCUGACUGCUUGAUUUACUGGUGGCAUUGACUUGUAGCCAUGUUUUAACUUGUACUGUCUGAAAGUGGAUUUAAACACUUGAGCGAUACAUUAAAACGUUGAUAGUUGUAUCUACUUUCAUCACAAGGAAGCUUGCCUGG
Monopterus albus (swamp eel) is the source of this 2219-nucleotide messenger RNA. RefSeq names its product splicing factor 3a, subunit 3 (gene sf3a3). The coding region runs from base 321 to 1826 and encodes 501 amino acids. The record is from RefSeq and is a predicted model, not a curated record. The transcript has 17 exons. Lineage: Eukaryota; Metazoa; Chordata; Actinopteri; Synbranchiformes; Synbranchidae. Gene Ontology annotation, molecular function: RNA binding; zinc ion binding. Gene Ontology annotation, biological process: mRNA splicing, via spliceosome. Gene Ontology annotation, cellular component: spliceosomal complex; nucleus.